UCUGUUAUUAGAUCUGUGAUUUUGGAUUGGCUCGUGUAGCAGAUCCAGAUCAUGACCACACUGGUUUCUUGACAGAAUAUGUAGCCACACGUUGGUACAGAGCUCCUGAGAUCAUGUUGAAUUCUAAGGGUUACACCAAAUCUAUUGAUAUUUGGUCUGUUGGCUGUAUUUUGGCAGAGAUGUUGUCAAACAGACCCAUCUUUCCAGGAAAACACUACCUUGAUCAACUGAACCAUAUCCUUGGAAUACUUGGAUCUCCUUCUCAAGAAGAUUUGAACUGUAUAAUCAAUUUGAAAGCCAGAAAUUAUUUGCUUUCUUUACCAUACAAAAAUAAGGUGCCGUGGAACAGGCUGUUUCCAAAUGCUGACCCCAAAGCACUUGAUUUGUUGGAUAAAAUGUUGACUUUCAACCCUCAUAAGAGAAUUGAAGUAGAAGAAGCGUUGGCCCAUCCAUAUCUAGAGCAGUAUUAUGAUCCAAGUGAUGAGCCUGUAGCUGAAGCUCCCUUCAAGUUUGACAUGGAGUUGGAUGAUUUGCCGAAGGAAAAACUGAAAGAACUAAUUUUUGAGGAAACUGCCCGAUUCCAGCCAGGAUACAGAUCUUAAAUUACAGAUGGAGAAAGGCAUCAAAGGGCUGGGCAUACAUCACAAAUGUUCUCUUCCUGGUUCUCUGGCCAUGUCAGGUGGCCUCUCUCAGCUUAUCCACUAACUACUUCAAGCCAUUCAGGAGGGCAGUUUCUGGUAGUCCUGGCUUCUAUGCUUUCAACGGAUUCUUUAUUUAUGCCGGAGAAAUUGACACUCCUAUGUGUAACGUCCUUCAUUGGCAUUUUACAGUACUGUCCUUUCACGUACAUCUACAACUGAUGCAUAUGAACUGCUCCCUUUCUGAUUUGAAAGAUGCAGUGUUUCGUUUCUGAUUUUAACCAAGAUGAUCAGUAACAAAUGUUGGCGCCGUGAACCAUUUUCUCUCCUAGGUUUUAUUAGCGGCAUUUUUAGGAAAAAGCUAUGAUUUAAGGCACUUUAAAUCAGUGGAGUCCCUAUUCUUUUGCACUUGUGUUAGCAGUAGUGGUUUACUUUAACAAUACAGACAAGCAGAAUAACACCAUAGUCUACAUUAAUGUUUAUUUGCUUGUUCUGGGUUUUUUGUUUUGUAUUUUACCUAUCAAUUAAUGCAGGACAUUUUACUUUAAAGGCAUUUACAAAACUUGCUUUGUUAACAAAGCUAUGGGGAAAAAAUCUCCCCUUCAGAGAUUCUAGGUACUUAUGCACUGUUAAAGGAAUGGUACUUCCAGAGUUCCUGCUGUCAUAUUUACGCGAUGCGUGUUGAGAGAAUGAUUUUGGACAAAGCUUGCAAUUUCCUUUUUUGGAAGACAUCCAUGUGAUGUGUAUCGGUAGCUAGAUUCUCACGUGACUUAUUGUAAACUCAGUCUACUCUCGGGUACCAAUGAAAUACUUCAGGAGUUCCUGUUAAGUAUAACUUUUGAAUUUUAUGUGGAGGUCUUUGUUAAAGGAACACUGCAUCUUUAAAUUAGAAAGUUAGGGUUUACCGUUUCUUUCCCAGCAUGUCAACAUCUCAUGUUUAUUUCUCAUAACUUGCCCUUGUCAUGGACUCAGUGAAUUUGAUAGUACGUCACACGAACUGUUGUCGGAUACUUAUUCCAGCAUUGUACCUAAUGCUGUGUUGGGCCCACCGAACAAAGCUAUCGCUAAAUCAUGUUUCAUCUAUACCUUUUUAAAAAAUGAUAGCUCUUCAAGUAUUUGUUUCUGGAAUUGUAUACUGUGGAGUUGACUAGAUGUUAUGUUUCAGUGCAGUGCCUCCUUUCCCCACUGCUCUGUGGUGAGAAAUUUGCCUUGUUUGAGAUAAUUACUGUGCCCUCGCAUGACUGUUAAAAGCUUCCUGUGCAAAGAUGACUGUCUAAGUGCCACAUGCCUACAAUUGAAAAAAAAAGUUACCUCCAAGUUGUGUUAAAUGAAAUUGGGGGGGGGGGGGGAUUAGUUUUGCUCUAGCUAUUCAUUUCUCUGCUCUGUUUUAUCUUGGCAGUGGUGAAGAACGGAUUGUACAAAGACUGCUUACUAAUAUAAAAACACACUUGUGAUUAAUAAAUAAUCCUGUAUCUUUAUGUUAAGCUUUCAAAUAGCUUGAUUUGCUCUUUGAUAAAGUGUUUAGAUGGAAUUAUGGCUUGUUUGGCUACUGUAGUAUUUAAGAACUCUUGCUGAUGUGUAGCACUCAUUCUGUUUUUCAUACAUUUUAGAAACCUUGAUUCUUGGGAUGUUUACUCAGAAUAAAGUCCCACUCAGAUCAAUAGGACUCACUUGCAUGGAACUGUAUAUAGGACUGUAGUUACCAAUUUGGCUGAAGUUAGUCAAGUUCCAUAGAAAGCAAUAGGGCAUAAGUUAAUCAUGACAAACUUGGUUUUCUUGGUUUCAGUGAGAUUUAGUCAGGUGAAACUUCAGUUAGAUUGGGACUCUGGUGCACAAGAAUGCUUACAAGACUCAAAAAUUUAAGUUUUCCUUAAUGUAUAUUUGAAAUAUCAGCCAGCUGAAGCUAAUGCUAAUAAUGUGUUUGUCUUCAAAGGGCUUUUUCUAUGAAUUUCUGUGGUCCAUAAUCCUACUAUGUAAAGCACACAUUCAGAGCACUGUAGGGACAAUCCUGGGCAGAUGUCAACUCCUCUGUGAUCCCGCACUUGGCUGCUUGUACUGGGUGUGGAAACUUUGCCUUUCUGCACAUUGUCCGUUACCAAAACAUUGCCCCUUGCUGAGUUGAAAGCCCCAGCUGUCCACCUGCAUGAUGGUUACAAAUUUAAUCUGGUGAGUUUUGAAAGACAACUGUUAAUGAAAACUCUGGUGGUGGUAGAACUGUGAUCUUAUGAUGGAAUGGCUUUGGCAGAUUUUUUUUUUUGUGUGUGUGUCCCUGUGUUGGUUUUGAGUUUUUAACUUUUUGUAUUAUAAAUUACCUUAUUGACUUUACAUCCCUACACAAGAAGACAUGGACAUGAUGGUCUCAUAUCUGGUGCUUUGAGGCAUUCUUUCUGUCUGUUGCAGCAGGUUGGCUUGAAACCACUAACUGCAGUCAUUCAGUGCCGCUGUGCUUGAGCCGCUGCCUGAUCUUGAGUGGGAUUUUUGGCAGAAUGGGAAGCCUUUUAAAAGAAAGAGCUUAUAACAGUGUGCUUUUUAAUAAACACUUUUAAUACCGAUUCUGUUUCUACUUACCAUUUCUAAAACUUCUUACGAAAACAACUACUGUGAGGUCAUGUAAGAAAAGUGGUGUAGAAGUGUUCAGAGAUCUUGGGUUUGUGGACUGCAUCUGCUGUGGUUGAUGUGAGCUGAAUGGAGAAGUGCAUAUUGCCUGGUCCACUGUGGGGAAUCCUUGAAUUCGUAGUCAGUUUGGAGACUAUGCAUAUUGAACAGGCAAUAUACUAAACUAGUAGUAAAGUAGGGGAAGAAAGACAGCGGGCCUAGAUAGGGCAGGGGGGUGAGGGCAGGUAGGGGCUGGGAGGGCUUGCUUGUGGUGGUGGGGAGGGCAAGGGGACUUUUGGAGCUCCAGGGCAGGGAUGGAAUAUUCAACAACAAACCCUCCACUAAUAAGGGAGCAGGACGUGAAGACUAUAGUUACCAAUUUGUAGUUACCAUUAGUAGAGGGUUUGUUGUGGAACAUUCCAUCCCUUAGUGCUUUAUAUAUUGGUAAGAGUCAUUUUGUCAACUUGUGGAUAUUCUCCAUUCCACUUCUGCUAACUAUGACACAUUCUGGCUGUCAAACAUUCCAGCCAUAAGUUAAUAGUACCUUACAGGUCAUUUGGGCGUGAUGUAACGAUAUCGUGUGUCCUGGCUGUGAUUGAACUUCGCUUUAAGGCCUAAACUCUUCUAAAGCCAUAUUUUAUGUGCCAUUCAUGGGGAGCCUUGUAAUGUAUGCUUUGUUUUCAAGAAACAGUUAAUGGAAGACAACCUGUUUCCACUGUAAAAUUUUAAAAUAUGAAGUUGCCUUAUACCGAGUCGGACCAUUGGUCCACCUAGCCCAGUACUGUUGAUCUUGAUUGGCAGUUGCUUUCCAAAGUCUGGGGCAGAAGUUGCUGCCAGCUCUGCUAAGAUGCAUUUUUGACUGGACAUGCCAGGGUAGAACUUGGGUCCUCCUGGCAUGCCAGCUUUAAGCUCCGCUGCUGAGCUGUCGCCCUACCCAUUCUAUGAUCUAUUCAUAACUUGCCUGAAAGAUGUUACCUGACAGAAUGUAGUGGGGAUUUGAUAACUUUUGUGAAUAAACUGGUUUCUGUACAUUUUUACAGCCCCAUUGCUUUAACGUAACAGUUUUAAAAUGGCUCAGAUAUAGCAUUCAUAGUAUAUGAUUUUAUUCCCUUGCAUAGUACUUCUAUAUUUAUAAAGCAAUGUUUUGAAGCAAUUCCAAGUUUAAGGGAAAGUAUUUUUGUAAGUGUAGUGGUUCAAGUCCAAGAAUUUCUUUAACAUAAGUUCAAAAUACUUUAAUGCUUUAAAAAAAAACACUGAAAUACAUCUCUAAAGAAAUGAAAAGUGCACAUUAGUAGAGCAUUCUAGUCAUCUGUAUUGUAGCAUGUGCUGUGACUGGAACCGAAAUGGAAUAUUGGAUAUGGCGACAGAGCUGAUUUUGUGAGCUCAGAACAAACUUCUCCAUGGUUGCAGCAGGUUUACUUGGCUAUUGUUGCCUUUUCUUGUGGUGUUUCAGUGUCGAGUGAGCACUCCUGAGGAAAUACUUUGCUUUGUAUUUGCUUUGUACUGUCGGUGCCUUAGUCAUGUACUCCAGACAUCCCACAUAGCUAAUUUUUAGUUCAUGUUUAAGUUAAAAACUAAACUAAACUUAAAACUAAAGCAGAGUUUUAUAAAAAGUUUUCUGUAUGUUACAUUAUAACUAAACAUUUAUAUUGUGUGACAGAUUUGUGAUUUGGUUAAUAUAAUAUGUAUAGAAUUAUUGUAAGUAGAAAAAGUUUAUAUUUUGUCUUAAUUAUGUUGAUGUAAACGUAUAAUUUUUUUAAAAGAACAUCAGUUAAUUAAAUUGUCUUGUUAGUAUAUGCCACCAAAUUCUUGUAAAAACAAAUGUGACAAAAUCAUUAAAUUGUGAUCUUGUGUUACCAAAAUAGCAUAGUACUGUACAUAUGUAGAAUGCUCAGAGACUGUCUUGGAGCAAAAUAAACCCCUGUUAACUGUUGUA
This is a messenger RNA of Sphaerodactylus townsendi, 5169 nucleotides long. It is a transcript of the gene MAPK1, whose product is annotated as mitogen-activated protein kinase 1. The transcript is spliced from 6 exons. The record is from RefSeq and is a predicted model, not a curated record. Gene Ontology annotation, cellular component: nucleus; cytoplasm. Gene Ontology annotation, molecular function: ATP binding; MAP kinase activity. NCBI's taxonomy places the organism in Eukaryota, Metazoa, Chordata, Lepidosauria, Squamata, Sphaerodactylidae. Bases 114 to 602 code for a protein of 162 amino acids. Gene Ontology annotation, biological process: intracellular signal transduction; protein phosphorylation.